Rhinichthys klamathensis goyatoka is the source of this 944-nucleotide messenger RNA. It is a transcript of the gene vma12, whose product is annotated as transmembrane protein 199. Lineage: Eukaryota; Metazoa; Chordata; Actinopteri; Cypriniformes; Leuciscidae. Gene Ontology annotation, cellular component: endomembrane system. Gene Ontology annotation, biological process: vacuolar proton-transporting V-type ATPase complex assembly. The record is from RefSeq and is a predicted model, not a curated record. The coding region runs from base 272 to 859 and encodes 195 amino acids. The transcript has 6 exons.
ACGCAGGGAUGAGAAUAGAAAACAUGCUCAAUUUAAGAUAAAAUAUAACUAUUAUAUGGGUGUAACAUAGUUUAUUUUUGUUACUUUAUAUAAUUUGUGACUUUGAAUUGAUUGUAGUUUUAGUUUUGAGCCUUUUGAUGGGGUAAAUAAGGAAGUUCUAUUUUUGCUUUACGCUACUUAUGUACUGUCCUCACAACCCAGAUUUAUUACUGAUAUAAACUACCAAAAGUAAGUGAACGUGAACUGAACUUUAGCAGACAUUUUUGCUAUCAUGGCUUCUUCGUUUAAAAUCGGAGAGAGAUUUCGGGAGAAGGCGAGAGAUUUACUGGAGAGAGAAUCUGCCAUAUCAGAAGAGCUGAAGGAAGAGUUGAAUGCUCUGAAAGAUCAUUCCAUCAUUCCAUUCAAGACUGUGAGAAAACUACACAAGCUUCUUCAAGAAAAUGGACAUCCAGUGUAUCUUCAUGAGCUGUUUGAGGACAGCGCACUUCAUCUUCCAGAAGUCAUCAAACCUCCAAGGAACCCCCAGCUGGUGGCCCGCCUAGAAAAAAUAAAAGCAAAGCUUGCCAAUGAAGAAUAUAAGAGAAUAACACGGAAUGUAAAUCCACAGGAAAUGAAUAAUCAUGGAAACUUAGCAGACUUUGGAAGAGAAGUACGUUCUGUGAAGGCAGUUGUCGUUACUGUAUUCAACUUUCUGGUAACUGUAGUUGCAGCAUUUGCUUGUUCAUAUCUGGGCACCCAGUAUAUCUUCACAGAGACGACAGCAAGAGUAUUAGCUGCAGUGAUUGUAGCAUCUGUUGUCGGUCUUGCUGAGCUUUAUGUUCUCGUCCGGACUAUGGAGGGAGACCUUGGAGAGCCCUAAUAUCAACUAACAUCAUCCAAUAUUUCCAUAUGUUUUGUGUCAUUCUUUCUGUACAGCUUACAUUUGUUUUGUUUUUUUAUUCUUC